Messenger RNA from Rhinichthys klamathensis goyatoka, 4427 nucleotides. RefSeq names its product protocadherin-9. Lineage: Eukaryota; Metazoa; Chordata; Actinopteri; Cypriniformes; Leuciscidae. Gene Ontology annotation, molecular function: calcium ion binding. Bases 733 to 3828 code for a protein of 1031 amino acids. The record is from RefSeq and is a predicted model, not a curated record. Gene Ontology annotation, cellular component: plasma membrane. The transcript is spliced from 2 exons. Gene Ontology annotation, biological process: homophilic cell-cell adhesion.
UCAGUCUGGGGAAGAGGAGAGAGGACAAGCAUCCCAACACAUCCCACCGUUUGGACUUUUUCUCAUUCAGGUGUGCGCGGCGAUUCACGCUCAAGACACCGGGACAGAAGCCUUGGAUUUUCUUUCUGACUGAGGACUGAGAGGGAAAUGAUCUGAUCGCAUUUGAACUUGACUCUUUUCCUCUGAUGGGAUAGUUUAUGUUGAUAUUUGAGCAGAACAGGUACAUUUCAUAAGGGCUCCUCUGGUAAUGCGGAAUGACCGUGCGGGACCGUUAAUGCGCGCGUGGAUCACUUGAUUCAUCACCGACCACCGCAUUCCGCGCGCCUCCGAACGCACAGAUCUGCGGGGGAAAGUUCAUAAAGAUUGUCUGUCAGAUUGAUUGCUGUUAAAUCAACAUUCCCCCCCAAAACCAGCUGUGCUUUGAAUUGGAUUUUUUUUUUUCCUCGACUAACACACUUAAGUCUUUACUGACUUAGUCCUCAAAGCAGUGAUCAAUACGGAUAUCUUCAUAUUAUACUGGAGUCCGAUAAUUUUUAUGACUGGUCGAACGGAUUUGUCACUAUGCGCUCGAAUUUGGUAACCUCCGUAUGCGCGAGCUCACAGUGAACCGAGGGUCGUGUUUGGCUGCUCUUUAUCUACAAAUGUAAGGCUCUGUGAAACCUUGGCUCUGACAACACCAUAUGGAGACAACUGUUUGAAUUAAAGCAGCGGGAACACGCGUGAACUGCUGUCAUGGAUUUAAGGGAUUUUUUCUUGUUGGCAACAUUAGUUGCUUGUUUCUGGUUAGAUCCAACCAUUGCCCAAGAGCUCAUUUACCCUAUUCGAGAAGAGCUACAGGAGAAUGUUCUUAUUGGAAACAUACCAAAGGACUUGAACAUCUCCCAUAUGUACUCUGCCACCGGGGCUAGCAGCAAUUUGGUUUACCGGCUUGUUUCUAAAGCAGGUGACACCCCGCUACUCCGGGUGAUGAGCAAUACAGGAGAGAUUUUUACCACCUCCAACCGUAUAGACAGGGAGAAACUCUGUCCUGGCCCCUCUUUUGAAGACAGCGAGUGCUCCUUUGAAAUUGAGGUGGUCAUUUUACCCAAUGAUUAUUUCAGAUUAAUCAAAAUUAAGAUAAUUGUCAAAGACACCAAUGACAACGCCCCCAUGUUCCCCUCUCCUGUGAUCAACAUUUCAAUUCCAGAAAACACACUCAUCAACAGCCGCUUUGCUAUUCCUUCUGCCACUGAUCCAGAUACCGGACCCAACAGCGUACACAAAUACGAGCUGUUGAACGGGCAGAGUGCCUUCGGUUUGGAUAUUGUGGAGACACCAGAGGGAGAGAAAUGGCCUCAGCUUAUCGUUCAACAGAAUUUAGACAGAGAGCUGAAAGAUACUUAUGUGAUGAAAGUAAAAGUGGAGGAUGGGGGGAACCCACAGAAAUCCAGCACUGCCAUUCUACAGGUGACUGUCACUGAUGUUAACGAUAACCGGCCCGUCUUUAAAGAGAGCCAAAUUGAGGUCCACAUCCCAGAAAACUCUCCCGUUGGGACAUCUGUAGUUCAGCUGCAAGCCACCGAUGCAGAUGUGGGGGCCAAUGCAGAAAUAAAAUACAUGUUUGGUACCCAGGUGUCUCCAGCGACACGGAGACUAUUUGCUCUGAACUCCACCACUGGGCUCAUAACAGUUCAAAGGCCGCUUGAUAGAGAGGAGACUGCCAUUCAUAAACUCACAGUACUAGCCAGCGAUGGAAGCUCAAGUCCAGCGAGAGCCACCAUAACUAUCAAUGUGACCGAUGUUAACGACAAUGCUCCGAACAUCGACCUGAGAUACAUCAUCAGUCCAAUUAAUGGUACUGUAAUGCUCUCUGAAAAAGAUCCAAUAAACACUAAGAUUGCCCUCAUAACUGUAUCGGACAAAGACACAGAUGUCAACGGCAAGGUGAUUUGCUUCAUUGAAAAAGAUGUUCCUUUUCACCUCAAAGCAGUUUAUGAUAACCAGUAUCUGUUAGAAACAUCUGCACUGCUCGAUUAUGAAGGAACCAAGGAGUACAUCUUCAAGAUUGUGGCAUCUGACUCUGGAAAACCUAGUUUGAACCAGACUGCCCUGGUUAGAGUACGGCUGGAAGAUGAGAACGACAAUCCGCCCAUUUUUACCCAGCCUGUCAUCGAGCUGGCAGUCAUGGAGAACAACCAGCGUGACAUGUUCCUGACAACCAUCAGCGCCACAGAUGAGGAUAGCGGACGGAAUGCAGAGAUUGUCUACCAGCUUGGACCCAACGCAUCAUUCUUUGAUCUCGACCGCAAAACUGGAGUGCUAACUGCAUCCAGGGUGUUUGAUAGGGAGGAACAAGAGCGGUUCCUCUUUACGGUCACCGCUAGAGACAAUGGCACCAGGGCUCUGCAGAGUCAAGCUGCAAUCAUUGUGACCAUUCUGGACGAGAAUGACAAUAGCCCUAAAUUUACACACAACCACUUUCAAUUCUUUGUGUCAGAGAAUCUGCCUAAAUAUAGUACAGUUGGAGUAAUCACAGUCACAGAUGCAGAUGCUGGUGAGAAUGCAGUGGUGAGACUCUCAAUCCUCAACGAUAAUGAGAACUUCAUCCUUGACCCAGAUUCUGGAGUCAUAAAGUCCAAUGUUUCCUUUGACCGAGAGCAGCAAAGUUCCUACACCUUUGACGUCAGAGCCGUGGACAAUGGAAGCCCUCCGUGUUCAUCAGCUGCCAAGGUGACCAUCAAUGUCAUUGAUGUCAAUGAUAACACCCCGAUCGUCAUUUACCCACCAUCAAACACCUCUUUUAAACUAGUGCCAGUGUCUGCGAUUCCAGGGUCGGUUGUGGCCGAGGUGUUUGCAGUAGAUGGUGAUACAGGUAUGAAUGCAGAACUCAAGUACACUAUUGUUAGUUGCAAAAGAGAAGGUCUUUUCAGAAUUGACCCCGUAACGGGAAACAUCACAUUAGAGCAGAAACCCUCACCUACAGACCUUGGCCUCCACAGGCUAGUGGUCAACAUCAGUGAUCUUGGCUAUCCAAAGUCCCUGCACACCCUUGUCCUCGUUUUCCUGUACGUGAACGACACAGUUGGAAAUUCCUCGUACAUACAUGACCUCAUCCGACGAAAAAUGGAAACUCCGCUGGAUAGAAACAUUGGUGAGAGCAGAGAGACUUAUCAGAAUGUUGACAACCUGAAAACCAUUAUUGCCAUCGUGACAGGCGCUAUGGUAGUGAUUGUGGUCAUCUUCAUAACGGUUCUGGUGCGCUGCCGGCACGCCUCACAGUUCAAGGCCGCUCAGAGAAAGAAGCAGGGUGCUGAGUGGAUGUCCCCCAACCAGGAGAACAAGCAAAACAAGAAGAAGAAGCGCAAAAAGAGGAAGUCGCCAAAGAGCUCCCUCUUGAACUUUGUCACCAUCGAGGAGAACAAACCCGACGACCCUGCCCACGAACCCAUAAAUGGAACCAUCAGUCUCCCGGCUGAGCUCGAGGAGCCCGGGAUUGGACGCUUUGAUUGGAAUGCCACCCCUACUACCACCUUCAAACCCAGCAGCCCAGACUUGGCCCGGCACUACAAGUCCGCUUCACCCCAGUCGGCCUUCCACCUCAAAGCUGACACUCCGGUGUCUGUGAAAAAGCAUCACGUCAUCCAGGAGCUGCCACUGGACAAUACCUUUGUGGGGGGCUGUGACACGCUUUCCAAACGUUCCUCCACCAGCUCUGAUCACUUCAGUGCCUCAGAAUGCAGUUCACAAGGAGGCUUCAAGUCAAAGGGGGCACCUUUGCACACCAGACAGGUAAAAGAACACUUUUACUGGUCUAUAAGUACUGCUUAUAACUGCCCUGCUCAGUACUGAAGUGCCUGUGGUAGUUAACUUGCUCUGAGUGAUACAUCUGUGAUGCACUAUGUAGAAUGUAGAUUUCAAAAAGCCCCCCCGUAGAUGUUCUCAAAUGACCAAAAAAGACGUAAAUAUUGUAUGUGUUUUAUAUGAAACUAGCUGAUCCAGGCGAAUGCUAUUGUCAUCAUCUUACCACAUGCAUUUUUGUGUGUUUUUUUCCCCUCCUUUUUUCUUCUUUUUUAAUUUAUAAACCUCUACUUGAAACAAGUCCUGGACAAGCAAUUGGUUUAAUGGGUGAGAUUCGAAAAGAAUCCAACGUCUCCUACGAGGCUAGAUUCAGUUUAAUUUCACUGCUUUGUCAUGGUUCAAAGAUGCAAUGCACUGAGAGUUUGUGAAAGAAACAUUUUUUUCUCGCCUGUCUACUUUGAUCACCAUUUUUCUGCAUUUGUUAAUUAGCAUCCUCUACGAUUCCGAGUUUCUUAAUUAAUCCUGGACUGCAGUUAAUCUACUAAUCUAAAAAUGCGCACACACAACAUUUAACAUUAUAUCCUGGUUCAUUAAAUCCAAUGGUUUCAAUAUUCUACACCAAUAAACUGUCACAGACCUUCAGUAUAGAA